Phaeoacremonium minimum UCRPA7 is the source of this 3624-nucleotide messenger RNA. Its product is annotated as putative copper radical oxidase protein. The record is from RefSeq and is a predicted model, not a curated record. The transcript is spliced from 5 exons. NCBI's taxonomy places the organism in Eukaryota, Fungi, Ascomycota, Sordariomycetes, Togniniales, Togniniaceae. The coding region runs from base 1 to 3624 and encodes 1207 amino acids.
AUGAGGGCCACACAAUCUAAUUCUCUUCUCUCUUCCUUGGUGGUCCUCUUCGGACUCUCCACGGCCAAUGCUGGAGUUUCGAAGCGUGCUCCUGUAGCUACGCUCCCCGGUGCCUGGACUUACCAAGGCUGUUACACAGAUGUUGGGCGAACAAUUAGCGCUGCCGCCUACGCUGACAAUGUUGGCAUGACAAUCGAAACUUGUAUCAGCUUCUGCUCCUCAAAGGGUUUCCAGUAUGCCGGAACCGAGUACUACCAGGAGUGCUAUUGCGGAAGCACACUGGCUGCGGGCACCGCGAAGGUUGCUGAGACAGACUGCAGUGCGCCGUGCACAGGAAAUGCGUCCGAGUCCUGCGGUGGAGGGAGCCGAUUGAGUCUCUACUACAGCUCACAGCCCGUUGGACCUCAGCCCAACCCCGGUGUCAAUGGUUUCAGCCAUAUCGGCUGUUACUCUGAGGGAACUACUGGUCGUGCUCUAACAUAUGUAGUCAACUCCAUCCCGAGCCAGAACAUGACGGUGAAGGGCUGCACAAAUGCUUGCCACGCGGCUGGCUACAUCUUGGCUGGUGUCGAGUACAGCGGCGAAUGCUACUGUGACAACACCCUCAAGAACGGCGCCGUUGCUGCUACCUCGGGGUGCGAUAUGCUUUGCAACGGUAACCAGACUGAGAUCUGCGGAGGAGCCGGCCACUUGAAUGUAUACGACUACAUGAUGCAAUUCCCUGUUUCCAGCAGCUCAAGCAGCGCCGUGGCUAGCUCGACCAUUCGUGUUGCUACCUCCAGCAGUGUUGCCGCAACCUCUUCGUCAGUCGCUACGACCAAGGCCUCCAGCACAAGCUCUUCCUCGGUUGCCACAACCAAGGCUUCCAGCUCGAGCUCUUCGUCAGUUGCUACGACCAAGGCUUCCAGCUCAAGCUCUAGCGUGGUCGUGGUCGCAACUACGAGCAGCUCUGUUGUCAACUCAAUUGCCGCGUCCAGCAGUGCCGCCGCGACACCCACCGCGCCUUCUCAGCCUGCAAAGAUCGGUGCCUACAGCUGGUAUGGUUGUCAGACAGAGGCUACUGGCAAGCGAGCUCUGGAUAAGUCUACAUUCGCUGCCGAUACCAUGACCCUCGAAGCAUGCGCCUCUUUCUGCACAGGUUACACAUACUUCGGUGUGGAAUACUCUCGCGAAUGUUAUUGCGGCAGUACCUUCAACACCGGAUCCGUCGCUGCUCCUGCAAGUGAGUGCAGCAUGACUUGCAUGGGCGACAAGUGGGAGUACUGCGGUGCGGGCAAUCGUCUGUCGGUUUACUCGCUGGGCGGCGUUUCUCAGAGUAGUAGCAGCUCCACCAAGCCUGCUUCUUCCACUGCUGGCACUGGUACCGUCUCGGCGACCGUGUCGACCGCCGUUUCUACCUCGUCUGCUCCUGCUGGCACUGGCUUCCCCACUGGAUGGUCUUACCAAGGCUGCUGGGUCGACGGUGUUACUGGUCGUAUCCUUCCUUACCAGGCCCCUGAUUCUCAGACUCUCACUCAACAAUCUUGCGCCGCUCUUUGCAAGGCCGCUGGCUACACCAUCUCCGGCACUGAGUGGGCUCAGCAGUGCUUCUGUGGUAACCAGAUCGUCAAUGGAGGUGUUAAGACCACCGAGACUGAGUGUAACACUCCUUGCUCAGGCAACAGCGCUGAGAUGUGCGGUGCUGGUGGAAGAAUGACUAUCUAUUCUCAGGGCGAGCCAUCUGUAUAUGCCCCUCCCAGCACCCAGCAGACUGUUGGUCAGUGGCAAUACCAGGGAUGUUACGAGGACAACAUCGACGAUCAGCGCACCUUCUUCUGGCAGAUCUUCUACGAUGGCAUCAUGACCCCUAAGAUGUGCUUGGACCAGUGUGCCAAGUUUGGCUACGCGGCUGGUGGCCUUGAGUAUGGUCAGGAGUGCUACUGCGGUGACCCUGCCAACAUCGCUACUGUCGGCUCUACUAAGCGUCCAGACACUGAGUGCAACAUCGUGUGCGCUGGCAAUGGCUCUGCUUACUGUGGCGGUGGCAGCCGUCUUUCCACCUACUUCUGGACUGGCACGCCGUUCUACUCUUGGGAUUUCCCUCAAGAUUACCGCGCUGGUGAAUACAGAUUCCUCAUCGGCGGUGUCACGAUUCCUCUCAUUACAUCGCAGUCCAUCACUGGCAAGGUUAGCUUCCUAUCCAAGUGGGGAACCGGCCCUAAUAACGAGACUGGUGCUUAUGAGCUUGAUCUUUCUCUCCUGAGCGACUUUAGCAAGGCUUGGCGCCCUCUGCACGUCAAGACUGAUAUCUUCUGCGCUGCCGGGAUCACGCUGCCGGAUAAGGGCGGCCGUCAAUUGACAGUCGGUGGUUGGUCUGGUGACUCAACCGAGGGUGUCCGCUUGUACUGGCCUGAUGGCUCCGAGGGUACCUGGGGAACCCAUGACUGGCAGGAGAACGUGAAUGAGCUCAGCCUGCAGGUUGGUCGGUGGUACCCAAGCGCUAUGGUCAUGGCCAAUGGUUCUAUCAUGGUCAUCGGUGGUGAGGUUGGCUCCAACGGUGCCGCUGUGCCUUCAAUUGAGGUCCUGCCUUACACUGGCACUGCUCCUCUCUACAUGGAUUGGCUCGACCGCACUAACCCCAACAACCUAUACCCCUUCGUCUGCGUGCUCCCCAGCGGUGGCAUUUUCGUUGCCUACUGGAACGAGGCCAGGAUCCUAGAUGCCAAGACCUUCAACACCAUCAAGACUCUGCCCAACGCCCCUGGCGCUGUCAACGAUGAUCUUGGUGGCCGUACCUAUCCUCUCGAGGGUACUGCUGUCUUGCUUCCCCAGAAGGGUCCUGACUAUGACAACCUUGGAGUUCUGAUUUGCGGUGGGUCCACCAAUGGUGUGUCUAACGCUCUUGACAACUGCGUUACCACAUACCCUGAUGCGGCUUCACCGUCGUGGGUGCUUGAGCGUAUGCCCUCGCCUCGUGUCAUGCCUUGCAUGGCUCCUCUUCCUGACGGAACCUAUCUGAUUGCCAACGGUGCUCAUCACGGUGUUGCUGGUUUCGGUUUGGCUACUAGCCCCAACCUGAACGCACUUCUUUACGAUCCUACCAAGGCUGUUGGCUCUCGCAUUACUGUCAUGGCUAACACCACCGUCGCCCGUCUCUACCACAGCGAGGCCAUCACCCUGCUUGAUGGCCGUGUUCUCAUCUCUGGAUCCAAUCCUGAGGAUGGCAAGAACCCUGAGGAGUACCGUAUCGAGGUCUUCCACCCUCCUUACCUUCUGAACGGCAAACCGCGCCCGACCUUCACCAUUGCCAACAAGGAUUGGGCGUACGGCGCCGCGGGCAUUCCCUUCACCUUGGGUGCUGCUGCUAAGAACGGCGCAAUCACUGUCAGCCUUUUGGGUGCCGUCGGUAGCACUCACGGUAACUCCAUGGGUGCCCGUACUCUGCAGCCCAUCGUCACCUGCACUGGUACUUCGUGCACGUUGGACGCUCCUCCCAAUGCCAACGUCUGCCCGCCAGGAUGGUAUCAAUUCUUCGUCCUCGACGGUGGAGUACCGGCCGUCGGCGUGUACGUCCGCAUAGGCGGUGACCCGGCCGGUCUCGGCAACUGGCCCGCGGGUGACGACUUCUCUCGCCCGGGUGUGUAA